Molecule: messenger RNA, 1743 nt
Organism: Umbelopsis ramanniana AG
Lineage: Eukaryota; Fungi; Mucoromycota; Umbelopsidomycetes; Umbelopsidales; Umbelopsidaceae
Exons: 8
Coding region: 1-1743 (580 amino acids)
Biological process (GO): transmembrane transport
Molecular function (GO): transmembrane transporter activity
Source: RefSeq, a predicted model, not a curated record
AUGUCCAAAGAGCUUCAUGGAAGUCCUCUUGCUACCCCUUUACAAGCACCUAUCGUUGGCCCUGAGACUAGUCCAUCACUUGACGAUAGCCCAAAGGCUCCCGAAGGUCAGCCGGUAUAUGAUCACAGUGUGGAAAAAGUGAUAGACAUCUUUGAAAAUAGCAACAAGGAAGUUGUUGAAAGUGAACUUGGUGAAAUUUUUCACAAAAUCGAAGAUUCUCCAGUAACUGCAGAAAUUACUCCUUUACCUUACUCUAAAUUGGUUCCUCUGAUGAUCGGUCUAUGUGCUGGAAUGCUACUUUCGUCCAUGGACUCAGUCAUGUUUGAUAAUGCUCUUCCCAGAGUGAUUAGCGGUUUUAAUGCCUUGGAUAAAAUAGGAUGGAUUAAUGUUGUUUUUGCCAUGACUACUGCGUCAUUUAUUCCUCUUUAUGGCUCCUUCAGCGAUAUCUUUGGGAGAAAAGCUUCCUUGAUAGCCGCCAUCGUAAUCUAUGAAAUUGGACAAAUAAUCACUGGUGCUGCCUCUGGUUCAAAUGCUGCCAUCCAAAUUAUUAUAGGAAGGGCCAUUGCGGGCAUUGGAAACGGUGGAAUUGUAACACUUCUCUUUGUAGUCGUGACUGAUGUUGUUCCUAAACGCGACGUACCAAAGUACCAAGGUAUUAUCAAUGCCAUAUGGGGAAUUUCGGCCAUUGUUGGACCUCUUCUUUCUGGAAUCUUUGUGGAUAAGUCUUCAUGGAGGUGGAAUCUGUAUCUGGGCACCUUUGUGGCAUUGCUAGCAAUCACCUGUCUUUAUUUCUUCUAUAAUGUUGAGGCUCCCAAACAAAAUGGCUUUGAAAAGAUUAAAUCAAUCGACUGGCCAGGUCUGGUAACCUUAGUAGGAGGAUUGGCAUGCUUGCUUACGGCUAUUGAUGCCGGCGGAUCUGAAACUUUCGCAUGGACUUCUUCUACCUCGAUUGCCCUGUUCACUGUUGGAGGUGCUUUUCUGGUAGCUUUCUUAGUCAUUGAAUGGAAAUUUGCAAGUCGACCAAUGGUACCACUGCAUCUUUUCAAAGCGAGAACAGCUGCAAGCGUCCUUGCUAGCGAAUUCUUCUUUGGAAUUGCGUUUUUUCCUACUUACGUGUAUGCUCCAGUUUACCUCCAAGUCAUUUUUCGUUUCACGGGCUUACAGUCUGGGAUUCACUUUCUUCCAUUUCUUCUUGGUCUCGUUGCUGCUGCCGUUGUUGCUGGAAUGGCUAUGUCGCUUAUGGGUCGCACUCGAGAGGUUUCAUGGUUGGCUACGUCAUGCUUGGUGGCAGGGACCGGUGCCAUGUCCACCUUGGAUGAAAAUAGCAACGAUGCUCACAGAAUCGGCUGUAUGCUACUGAUGGGUAUAGCCUGUGGUCUUUGCAUCUGCUCACUCUUGCUCAAUGCCCAAAACUGUGUUCAGGAUAAAAAUCUCGGUACCAUGACAGCUUUAGCAAACUUUGCACAGCAGCUUGGCGGAGCCGUCGGAAUCAGCAUUGCGUCCUCAGUUUACAUGGAAUCCCUGCUUUCUGGCCUUGCCGGUAUUCAAAACCUAGGAGAGUCGCCACUGGUACUAAUAAGCAACAUACAGGCCCUUUGGUCAUUGCCGGUCAAUUUGCAGCAGCAAGUUGUCUCUAUUUGGGGGUCAUCUUUCAAACUGAUAUAUUACGUCGGACUGGCUUCGGCGUCUAUUUCUUGGUUAUGUUCUCUCUUCAUAAAGCAUUAUCCUAUGGUACAUACUUAA